AUGCUCAAACAACUCUCAAACAAAAAGUAAAUUAAGAAGUUAAAAAAAACUAUACAAAAAUCUCUUAAUAAUGAAGUCCCAAUACCAGAGUUAGAUAUAUAAGAAAAAUUGAAUAAAGAAAUUGUAACAUUCAUACUUGAUGGAGCAGUCUUAUAAUUAGGAUAAUUGAAAUCUUCAAAAGUAUUAUUAAACUUUGAAGAUCAUUCUCAUUUUAUAACAAAACGAUUAGGAAGAAAUCCAGAAGAUUUCAGGUAUAAAUUAAUUAAGCAAAAGGCCAGACAUAGUACAUUAAAGUUUGUUAACACUUCUUGAUAGUCCUCUUAAUAAAGCAGGCUUAUUGAAAGUAUUGAUAAGGACAGAAGAUAAUAGAUUAAUUGAAAUUAAUCCAGUCACUAAAAUACCUAGAACUUUUAAAAGGUUUAGUGGAAUGAUAGCUAAAUUAUUAGAGACAGCAAAAAUUCAAUCAGAUGAUUAAGUAUUACUUCAAAUUCACAAUGAUACAGUCUAAGAGUAUUUUUCCAAUGAAGCUUAUAUUGUAGCAACAUCACACAAAGCUAAAUUGGUUGAUUUAAAAGAAUAUAUUUAAAAAAAGCAUAAUGUAUAAAUAUAUAUAAACUUAUAAUUUUAGUUGGUUUUUGUGAUUGGAGCUGUAGCUAAAGGUAAUCCAGGUCUAGAAUGUAAGUUUAGUAAUGAUUGUAUUUCAAUUUCGAGAUACUAAUUAAGUACAUCUAAUUGUCUGUCCAAAAUUAUUGACACAUUUGAGGAAUAUUAUUCAAUAAUUUGA
Messenger RNA from Paramecium primaurelia, 784 nucleotides. The record is from the annotation of a GenBank genome assembly. Lineage: Eukaryota; Ciliophora; Oligohymenophorea; Peniculida; Parameciidae.